AUGGAACGAAGUAGAGGCAAUGCAGGAUGCCUAGUGACUCCAUGGGACAGGGACCGAGCCGCAGACUCCAAGAAGGCGGAUGCAGGGGCCCCAUGCGGGAGGCAGGGAGAUGGGCAGAGCCAGCCUCCCCCGGACAGCCCUGCCCUCGGCCUGGAAGACAGCCCUGGUGUGUCCACGUCUCCAGCCAUGGGAGCCUGGCCUCGGAAUCUUCCUGAAGAUGCCGCGAGAAAGCCCAGGAGCCCCAGUCUUCCGGGUGGGUGCGCAGAGCCUGGGGCCUCCCGCAGCAUCCGCAUCCCGGGGGAAGGGUUCGUGUGCUACGGCUGCCAUGGUCGUCUGGGGUGGGAGACGGCAGCCCGGCAGGAGACGGGCAUCCGUGCGUGGGCCACGGACGUGAGCCACACCCACCACCUGCAGUGGUGGAUCGGGAGGAGCAGCUGA
Messenger RNA from Rangifer tarandus platyrhynchus (Svalbard reindeer), 438 nucleotides. The record is from the annotation of a GenBank genome assembly. Lineage: Eukaryota; Metazoa; Chordata; Mammalia; Artiodactyla; Cervidae.